AUGUCUUCUGAGAUGGAUAACGCCCUUUUAGCCCUCUCCUUGAAAGAUGAUGAUGAUGCUCCUUUUAACUUACCUGAUUUUCCUCAAUUCUACGCCACAGAAAGAAAUGCAUGCAGCUUGAUAGGCCGUCUCCUUAACCCAAGAUUUCAGAACAUGGCUAAUCUGAUCCUAGACAUGCCAAGGAAGUGGCAAAAGGUUAAUCGGGUUAGAGGUAUCGCUCUCACCAAAGAAAGAUUCCAGUUCAUCUUUUCACAUGCAAAUGAUCUUCAAGAUGUUCUUGACAAAGGCAUGCAAACACACAAUGACUGGGGAUUAGCUAUAGAAAGAUGGGUUGAAACACCUCCUCCGGGCUAUCUCCAAUCAGUAUCAAUAUGGGUCCGAAUAAGCAACAUCCCGGUUAACCACUAUACAAAGCCAGCCAUCACAGAGCUAGGAGAACUAAUCGGUCAUGUUGAAGUGGUCGCUUUUGAUCCUGAAAAAUCACAAAGGCAAGACUAUGUUCGUGUGAAGAUCAAUAUUGAAGUUACCAAGCCUCUCAAGAAAUCAAGGGUUCUCAACCUACCUGGCGGAGGUCAAACUACCAUCUACUAUUUCUAUGAAAAAGUCCAGAAAAGAUGCACAGAAUGUCAACGGCUCACACAUGCAAAGGAACAUUGUCCUCUCCUAGCCUACAAACAGAACAUGCGUGCGGUGGAAGCUACUAAAAACCGUCUCUCUCCUUCUACUUCCAACCAUACCUUCCUCUCUGAAGGUGAUCCUCUGUUUGGAGUCUUACAUGAGGAUCAAGUUGGUAUUAAUCCUCUCUCCGGUCGUCCUCGCAUUGCUCCGGAGGUUCUUCAAGAAAUGCGGAAUUAUCUCCUUGCCUCAAGUAAAGAAGAGAGGCAUAUUAGGGAGCAGAGAGUGAUUUUCUCGGUGAAAGAAGCUGAGAAAAAUCCUAUUACCCAAAAGGCGAUGUUACAACUCAUUCCACCGCCGAUCUUCACAACAAACCUUGAUAAGGGUAAAGGAAUAGUCUUUGAUUUUGAGAAAGCUUCUAGUGAACCUGAAACUAACCCUCAGCCUCAGAAGCUUAUGGCAUCGGCAAUAUCUGCAGGACAUUUAUUGACCAACCCUAUCAAUAAUGUCUUCUGUAGACUCUCAUUACCCCCUGUUCUAAUGCCCUCAACUCAGAUUUCAAACCUCUCCUUCUCUGGUGGUUCAAACAUCUCAAUACCGACUGAGAAGCCAAAAAGGAAGAGUGGAAGAUACAAAAGGAUUCCUAAAACUCCUAAGAAGAUGACAAAGGCUACAGAGGAGACUAUGGCUUCUACUUCGGAAUUUGUGAUUCCUAGCAAAAAACGUAAAGCCGAAGAUGAUCUUUUUGGAUCUUUCAGGACAGAUAAGAAGAAUGCUCAGAACUCAUCUCAAGAUAGUCUGCUCAAAAACAAAGAAGGACUUCAAUUGGUUGUUGCAUCCAAGGCUGCUAAGGGCAAUGCAUCAGAGAUGGUCCCGCAUGAGGGACCGUCUAAAGCCUGA
This is a messenger RNA of Brassica rapa (field mustard), 1515 nucleotides long. RefSeq lists its product as uncharacterized. The record is from RefSeq and is a predicted model, not a curated record. NCBI's taxonomy places the organism in Eukaryota, Viridiplantae, Streptophyta, Magnoliopsida, Brassicales, Brassicaceae.